Messenger RNA from Quercus robur (English oak), 808 nucleotides. RefSeq lists its product as uncharacterized. The transcript has 5 exons. The coding region runs from base 366 to 749 and encodes 127 amino acids. NCBI's taxonomy places the organism in Eukaryota, Viridiplantae, Streptophyta, Magnoliopsida, Fagales, Fagaceae. The record is from RefSeq and is a predicted model, not a curated record.
CAAGAGAAGAGUCAGCUGGAAUUGUUAGAAAUAAUGGAGCUAUUGCAAGAGAAGAGUCUGGAAUAAGUGAAAGUGGUGGCUCACGAGUUGGAAAUAAGAAAGGGCAAGGGGCUACACGGAAUCUAAAACUUGCAAAACUUUUUACAAAGGAACGGUUCCCAAUCAUAUGAAAAAAGGAAAGACCAGUAGGGGAAUACUCUACAGUAUUCAAAUCGGAGUGUACUGCCCUUGUUAGACGGAUUAGUAUAGUACCUUUACAAGUCAAAGAUUGGAGAGAGGUGCCUCAUCAAAACAAAAGAAAGCUAUUUGAUUAUAUAUUGGAACGCUUCAUUGUUGAGGGUCGAGAGACUCUUGUUUGGCGGCAAAUGAAUAGGUCAUACAAAAAUUACCGAAGCUCCUUGAAGAAAAAAUGGUUUAAGCCAUAUGAGAAGGAUCCUAAGGAGGCACUAGAAAUUUUGCCACCUAACAUGGCGGAUGAUGAUUGGAACUAUCUUGUGAAUUUAUGGAGCAAUAAGGACUGGAAGAAAAUGUGUGAUAAAAACAAGUAUAGUCGUUCCAAAAACUUUAUCAUUCACAUUACUGGAUCAAAAAGCUUCCAACAACGAAGUGAAGAAGAGAGGGAGAAAACUGGAGAAGAUCCUAGCCGGCUUCAAUUAUUUGAGAUCACACAUACGAGAUCUAAUGGGCAAGCUGCAAAUGAAACUACACAGGAAGCAUUGGUAUGGAAAUUCCUAAAAAUGCUUGUAUAACUUGUUAUUAAGAUUUAUUUUUAUAUGCUGCUAGAAAAUGUAUUUUUUUUAUGUGCCUU